Molecule: messenger RNA, 336 nt
Organism: Saccharomyces kudriavzevii IFO 1802
Lineage: Eukaryota; Fungi; Ascomycota; Saccharomycetes; Saccharomycetales; Saccharomycetaceae
Gene: RPP2B
Product: ribosomal protein P2
Exons: 1
Coding region: 1-336 (111 amino acids)
Biological process (GO): cytoplasmic translational elongation
Cellular component (GO): cytosolic large ribosomal subunit; ribosome
Molecular function (GO): structural constituent of ribosome
Source: RefSeq, a predicted model, not a curated record
AUGAAAUACUUAGCUGCUUACUUAUUAUUGGUUCAAGGUGGUAACGCUGCCCCAUCCGCCGCUGACAUCAAGGCCGUCGUCGAAUCUGUCGGUGCUGAAGUCGAUGAUGCCAGAAUCAACGAAUUGUUGUCCUCUUUGGAAGGUAAGGGUUCUUUGGAAGAGCUUAUUGCCGAAGGUCAAAAGAAGUUCGCUUCUGUUCCAGUUGGUGGUGCUUCUGCUGCCGGUGCUGCCGGUGCUUCUGCUGCUGCUGCCGGUGGUGACGCUGCUGAAGAAGAAAAGGAAGAAGAAGCUAAGGAAGAAUCUGAUGAUGACAUGGGUUUCGGUUUAUUCGAUUAA